This is a messenger RNA of Melopsittacus undulatus (budgerigar), 1459 nucleotides long. RefSeq names its product regulator of G protein signaling 20 (gene RGS20). The record is from RefSeq and is a predicted model, not a curated record. NCBI's taxonomy places the organism in Eukaryota, Metazoa, Chordata, Aves, Psittaciformes, Psittaculidae. The transcript has 5 exons. The coding region runs from base 66 to 722 and encodes 218 amino acids.
GGCCAGUAUGCCACGGAGCCGCGCAGCAGCAGCCCCGCGCUGCCCCCGAGCCGCCCGGCGCCCCCAUGGGAUCAGAGCGGAUGGAGAUGCGCAAACGGCAGAUGUCUACGACCCAAGAGAUCCCAGGUGCUGCACAGGCUCCGCUCAGCACAGGAAAUCAAGGGUCCAAUGCCUGCUGCUUUUGUUGGUGCUGCUGCUGCAGCUGCUCAUGUCUUACUGUUAGAAAUCAAGAGGAAGAGAGAGCAAGGAGGACAUCUCAUGAACUGCAAGCAGAGGGUAUUCCAAACUGUGAGGAAAGCCCUGCUCCUACUCUUGAAGAAGUAAAUGCCUGGGCUCAAUCAUUUGACAAGUUGAUGCUUACUCCAGCUGGCAGAAAUGCUUUUCGUGAAUUUCUACGAACAGAAUUCAGCGAGGAAAACAUGCUUUUCUGGAUGGCCUGUGAGGAACUGAAACAAGAAUCCAACAAAAGUGUCAUUGAAGAAAAAGCAAGACUAAUUUAUGAAGAUUAUAUUUCUAUCCUUUCUCCAAAAGAGGUCAGUCUGGACUCCAGAGUAAGAGAAGUCAUUAACCGAAAUAUGCUGGAACCCUCACAACAUACCUUUGAUGACGCACAGCUUCAAAUUUAUACCUUAAUGCACAGAGACUCCUACCCACGGUUUAUGAACUCUGCUAUUUAUAAGGACUUGCUUCAGUCCUUAUCUGAAAAAUCCAUUGAAGCAUAGAAUUUUUUUCUUAAAUGUAUUUAUUUUAAAACAAACAGAACUCUGGGCUACAUCAAUCCACAGGGAAUUUAAAAUUAAUCAGAUAUUUACCUGAAAAUAACUCAGGCAAGUUUUACUACAGACUGAAUGAUUUAAACCCGCACAAGGCUCUUUCACAAUCAGCUAACUACAAUUUCUGAUCAAAUUCAAUGUGUCUUUGCAAAAGAGAAUGAAGAGAAUGAUGAGAAAGUGUUGUUCAAAAACUGCAGUAUUUCUUUUUCUUCAAACACAGCAUGCAAUUCAGAAGCAAAACUGUUAGCAGCAUAUGUCUGAGGCACAAAUACCAAGUGAGCACGAAGACAUUUUAUUUAUAAGUGGACUGUUAGAAUUUUCUGGAAAACUAAACCAGUUGCCCCAUCCACAGUGUGCCCCAAGGGAAAAGAGUACUGUCAAUAUCUGGGUUACAUGAGACAAAGUUUCACAUACACCUGGCUUAUGUAUGGUCCACUUCUCUUGGUAUAUUUAAUGAGUAUACAGUGCAAUAAUGGAAAUUGGUAUGGCAAUCUCAAGUUUAUGGAAGAUAAUGGUUAAAAUCAUGCUGCCUACAAAAGUCUUUUGCUGAAGAAUUGUUAUUUUACUAUUAGAGUCUGCUGAAUGCAUUUUUAAGUUCAUACUGUUGAUGUUUAUAAAGUUAAAUUAUUUGCUCAAGAGGAAGAAGAGUCUGGGCAUUUAAAUUCCAAAACAAAGCACAAGAGUUC